UUUCAUGUUUUUAAAAUUAUGCAUAUCUACGUACACAUAGGCGUAUGAAGGUUACAUCAAGAAGGGACUCAAAAGAUGCCCACUCCCCGAACUGUGGAAGGGGUUACCUCUGUAGGGGAGCGGGUGAAGGAGGGAGACUGUCACAUUUUCCUCUGUAUGCUGUGAAUUAUGCAAACCUUUUACAAGAACCUAUUCAUACACUACUUGGAGUUUUUAAAUGGCAUUGAGCUAGGAGCCCUAAUGUAUAAAAGUUCAUUUGUAUUCAAUGAGAAGGUGCAAACAAUUGUUUCACCAGUGGGACCACAGCUGGGCACUGGGGCAUCGCCCCUUUAAUGUGUCGUGAUUGGGGUCUGAGGGGCUGUUUGUGAUUCAGUGACACUGGGCAGCAAGCCUGGGUGGCGGGGUCAGGCUCUAACCCUCCUGCUUGAAGGCAGACUUCAGGCCCUGGCCUGAGCUGGGACCUGACUUCCGGGCAGACAGUGAGGCAGGAGGCAGUGGACGGGGCCAAGUUCAACCUCAAGUCCUCUCUCCUGCUGCUUCAGUUCCUGGCAGCCUGCACGUCCCUCCGCACCGUUUCAGGCCGUUUUUCUGGCUUAUUUUAUUGACAGUCCUGGAGUUGGCACCUCUGACAUGUAUGGAGGAAACGUUUUCUUCUUGGCUUCUAACUGUCCCUGCCCACUCCACAGCCUCAGGUACAAUCAGAUCUUAGUCUCAGUACUGCUUCCCUCACCCAGUGGCUGUGAAAGCUCGUGCUGACGGUCCCUCUCUGUGCCUCAGACUCGUGUGUGAAAUAGGAUUUAUGCCACCAGCCCCAGCUUCCUGAUGGGACUCGUGGAAUGACAGAGGUGAUGGGUGUGAAAAUAUUCCGAGAGCCAGAAGGUGGCAGAGGGGCAAGCUGGUCAGCAUCAGGUCCUACAUGAACAUCUGGGAAAAGGAUGGAAAAGCCAGUUGCUCUCCGGGCCACACCUGGGGAGGGCAUGGGGAAGGUCCCAGGACAGCUAUCGGGAAUCUGUUGUCCCUUUCCUCUCCUUAGUUCCUCCCCAUUAGGGGUUGGAGGAAACACUUGGAGGCUGUGAUCUAGCCAGGCCUCCCCUCACCGGAGAAUGCCCUCCACCUAUCCAUCUGGGUCCCAAUCUCUCAUCUGCCUAAGAUUUGCUGUGGACCUAAGACAAGCCCCUCCACUUUUCUAAGCCCCAGUCCUUCAGCUGUAGAACGUGCCCACACUACCUCGUCUGUGGAACUGUUGAGAGCACUCAGUGGUCAGACCGCGAGCCUGGACCUUUAGUCCACUACUCCCCCACAAUUCAGAGCUCGCCAGCCACCCAUGAAACACUCCUACAUUGGCCGGAACCACCCUACGUUUUAGAAUCUUGUCCCCUCCAAUGUCCUCCUGGUUCUAGAAUCUCACUGCUAUUCCAGACUCUGCCCUCUAGAACCAGAAGGGUCAGCCGCUGCUCCCGGGCAGUGGCGGCUUGCUCAGCUCUACCGUCUCACUCGAGUCUCUGCUGCGGCCAGGAUGCGGUGGCGGGACCGCAUGGCUGUGCUCUUUUUCCCACCAGGCGUGAUGCUCACCGUGGCUGCCAUGAUGCUCUUCUUUAUACACCUGUGCGUCUUUGCCAAUGACGUGCACCACUUCUGCGUCACCCACCACUACGACCGCAUGAGCUUCCGCUACACAGUGGUCCUGAUGUUCUCCCAGGUAAUCAGCAUCUGCUGGGCCGCCAUGGGGUCACUCUACGCUGAGAUGAUAGAUGUCAAGUUUCUUCGGUGCUUUUCCCUGACCAUCCUGAUGCUCAAUGGAGCCAUGUUCUUCAACCGCCUGUCCCUGGAGUUUAUGGCCCUCCAGUACCGGGAGGAGAACCACUGA
Molecule: messenger RNA, 1867 nt
Organism: Equus quagga
Lineage: Eukaryota; Metazoa; Chordata; Mammalia; Perissodactyla; Equidae
Gene: CATSPERH
Product: transmembrane protein 262
Exons: 3
Coding region: 1517-1867 (116 amino acids)
Source: RefSeq, a predicted model, not a curated record